AUGUAUCAACUUUCGCCUGAAUGGACCGGGCCCACUUCGACCGGACGUUUUUUUGCCCCUCUUUCUGUCUCCCCAUAUCUCUUUCUCUCCUCUUUGUGCGCGAGAAUAGAAACUGAUCUGGUGGAUUUGGAGUGGAGCAACAGGUGGAAGCUGUCAUCCGGCUGUACGGUACUUUGCAUCCCCUGCAUGUCCGUUAUCCAAUGUGGCUCGCUAUCACCCCCGGAGGAAAAGAAACUCGACACAUCGCAUCUUUCCCACAAACUGAUCCUUUUGGAAGGCCGGAAUGGUUCUGCUGAGAUGCCGACACAAAAACAAAAGCACCAACAAACGUCAUCGCCCGCUCGAGAGGAGAAAAGGGGAGAAGAGAAGCUGGAAGAAGGGAAACCUAGGUAUACCCUGUAUCCCUUGCUCGAAGGGAUGCCCUGUAGGGUAAUUGAAGCAAUUCAGACUUCAAUCACUCUGCGAAGAAGGAAGAGAGACCCCUUUCCAGGAGAGGAGGUGGCAGCAGGGGCCCGUUGUUGGUGA
Aspergillus melleus is the source of this 525-nucleotide messenger RNA. RefSeq lists its product as uncharacterized. NCBI's taxonomy places the organism in Eukaryota, Fungi, Ascomycota, Eurotiomycetes, Eurotiales, Aspergillaceae. The record is from RefSeq and is a predicted model, not a curated record. The transcript has a single exon. Bases 1 to 525 code for a protein of 174 amino acids.